AUGGACGAAAAGAAUCAACAAGCACAACAAGCACAACAACAGCAACAACAGCCACAAGCACAAGCUCAAGGUCAACAAAUGGAUGCUCUUGAUAUGUCAACUUUCGUACAAACACUGCUAGAGCAAAUGGUAAGAUAUCGUAGAGCUAUCACUAUGACUUUAGUUUUUUUUUCUGUAAAAAUAAACAACCAACAACAACAGCAAUCUAGAUUUGAAUCUAUGUCUGAUUCGAUUUUAAAGAGAAUUGAUGAAAUGGGUAGCAGAAUAGAUGAAUUAGAUAAAUCGAUAAGUGAUUUGAUGAACCAUGCAAAUAUACCACCAAAUUCUGUACCAUCUCAAACAUCAACAACACAAUCAUCAGCAUCAACAUCAACAGAUCAAAAAACUGAAAAUCAAUAA
Molecule: messenger RNA, 399 nt
Organism: Heterostelium album PN500
Lineage: Eukaryota; Evosea; Eumycetozoa; Acytosteliales; Acytosteliaceae
Product: heat shock factor-binding 1 family protein
Exons: 4
Coding region: 1-399 (132 amino acids)
Biological process (GO): cellular heat acclimation
Cellular component (GO): cytosol; nucleus
Molecular function (GO): transcription corepressor activity
Source: RefSeq, a predicted model, not a curated record